CUUUCAAUAGUGAUCCUUUAUUGUAUAUAUUUGCCCGUAUAUUUUCAUCCCUCACUGCCAACAUGCAUCUUCCCACUACCUUUAUCGCUUUUAGCUUGAUGCUCAGCAAAGUAUUGGCAGCUCCCUCCCGUUUCUCAAAGCGUGCGGCCAGUGGCCAAAAUGUCGUCUACUGGGGUCAAAAUGGAGGUGGCAUUGUGGAAGACAACGAUCUUUCUAGCUAUUGCACCGCGGAUUCCGGUAUCGAUAUCAUUGUCUUGGCUUUCUUGUACUCCUUUGGAAAUGGAAACAACAUUCCAUCCGGCACUAUUGGACAGUCUUGUUUUAUCAGUACUUCCGGCGAAGGUCAAGAUUGUGACAACGUAGCUUCAUCUAUUGCCGAAUGUCAAGCAGCUGGCAUCAAAGUCAUUCUCUCCAUAGGCGGUGCAUCAGGCUCCUACUCCCUGCAAUCCGCAUCAGAAGCCGAGACCAUCGGCCAAUACCUCUGGGAAUCCUACGGCAACUCAGGCAACACGGCCGUCCAACGCCCCUUCGGCGCCAGCUUCGUCAACGGCUUCGAUUUCGACAUCGAGCUCAACGACGGCUACAGCCAAUACUACCAAUACAUGAUCUCCACCCUGCGCUCAAACUUCGCUUCCGACCCCGACAACAAAUACUACAUCACCGGCGCCCCUCAAUGCCCCAUCCCCGAGCCUAACAUGGGGACCAUCAUCAGCAAUUCUCAGUUCGAUUACCUCUGGGUCCAAUGGUACAACAACAACAACUACUCCGCGGACCCCUGCUCCCUGGGCUUCAACGACAACGCGCCCCUCAACUACAACCAAUGGGUCACCUUCCUCUCCAGCACGCCUUCCUCCGCCGCUAAAAUCUUCUUCGGCGUCCCCGCCGCUCCUCUAGCCGCGAACGGGGCGCCCAGCGGGGAGACGUACUACAUCUCGCCGCAAGACCUCGCGACGCUUGUAGGGGAAUACAAGAGCAGUGGGUCGUUUGGAGGGGUGAUGAUGUGGAAUGCGGGGUUUUCGGACUCGAAUGUGAAUGCGGGGUGCACGUAUGCGCAGGAGGCGAAGAAUAUUUUGGUCGAGGGAAUGGCGUGUACGGCGGGUCCGACGUUUCCGACGACGACGGCGACGCCGGUGGGGGGGCAUACGUCGACGUAUACUAGUACGGGGGCGACGUCGACGGCGACGGGGACGGUGGGGCAGUAUGAUCAGUGUGGUGGUGAAGGGUAUACGGGACCGACCCAGUGCGAGUCUCCCUAUACAUGUGUUGAGAACUCGGUGUGGUAUUCGCAGUGCGAAUGAGCGUUUAAGUUGGCAUUCGUCUUCUACGGUAUUUAUAUUACUAUCUUUAAAGAGGUUGAAAGAGGUUUGGCGAGACUGUAAAUAGCUUUUAUCCACUUGCCUUUCUAUAUAUGUUGUAAUGAGGUUAUGUCAAACGCUGAAUAUUAUGCCAGCGAGGAGGCAAUUUACUGGGGAGAUUCAAAAGAACAUUCUCUCAAUCACAUCCUCGAC
Molecule: messenger RNA, 1508 nt
Organism: Mollisia scopiformis
Lineage: Eukaryota; Fungi; Ascomycota; Leotiomycetes; Helotiales; Mollisiaceae
Product: putative endochitinase CHI2
Exons: 2
Coding region: 63-1298 (411 amino acids)
Biological process (GO): carbohydrate metabolic process
Cellular component (GO): extracellular region
Molecular function (GO): chitinase activity; cellulose binding
Source: RefSeq, a predicted model, not a curated record